CUUGCUUUCAGUCGUGCUGCGUACGUCCUGUGGUGUACACGGAUUUUCAGACGGUUUAACUUAAAAUGGCGGGAACAUUACGAUAACGCAAUAACUUUUUGCCGUUACUUAAACUUAUUCAUAGAGUAAUUUUCAUUAGUGAAACAAUAAACUACUGUACUUUUGUUAUUAUUUUGGCAGUUCAUUCCAUAAUAGUGUUACAACUUAUAAACUUCAUGUAAUCAUCGACUAGCCUCUUCAAAUGAGGUACAAAAAUGAAACAACACAAUAAUAUGUGUUGAUUACGUCACAAACAACGAUACGACAAAUAAGCAUCUACAAUGAAAAAGUUAAAAAAGGAGGACUGUGCCGUUGUUAAGAAAUCAUAGACAAUUUCCAAUGUCGAAGCCGAAGGAUAUGCCAUAGACGAUGUACAACCUUCUUGGUGCGGUAACAGCGUCGGUUAUACUGCAGAUAUUACUUUCUUGUACAGCUGUGAGCGGCGUCAGCUGGGAGGAAUGGUGGACCUACGACGGCAUUUCAGGGCCGGCGUUCUGGGGGCUGAUCAACCCCGAGUGGUCGCUAUGCAACAAGGGGCGGCGGCAGUCCCCCGUCAACUUGGAGCCAGAGAAACUACUGUUCGAUCCAAACCUACGAUUUUUGCACAUAGAUAAGCAUAGAAUAAAUGGUCUAAUAAGUAACACCGGUCACUCAGUAAUCUUCACAGUGGAGAACGAGACCCGCCACCACAUCAACAUAACGGGGGGCCCUCUCUCAUACAAGUACCAGUUCCAUGAGAUCCACAUACACUAUGGGCUUCACGAUCAGUUCGGAUCGGAGCACGCCAUCAAUGGCUACUCAUUCCCUGCUGAGAUUCAAAUAUUCGGUUUCAAUUCACAACUAUAUUCAAACUUCUCAGAAGCUCUUCACAAAGCUCAAGGAAUCGUCUCAAUUUCUUUACUGCUACAACUUGGAGAUUUAUCAAAUCCCGAGCUCAGGAUAUUAACGGAGGAGUUAGAAAAUAUAAAAUACGGAGGAGCGGAGAUGCCAGUAAACCGGCUGUCGGUGCGAGGCCUGCUGCCAGACACCGACUACUACAUGACGUACGACGGCUCGACCACCGCGCCCGCCUGCUACGAGACAGUCACGUGGAUUAUUGUCAACAAGCCCAUUUAUAUCACUAAACAACAGUUGCACGCCCUAAGGCGCCUGAUGCAGGGAGAUGCGCGGCACCCGAAGGCUCCACUCGGGAACAACUUCCGACCUCCACAGCCUCUGCACCACCGCGCUGUGCGGACUAACAUUGACUUUGACUUGAGCAAGUAUCCAGGCAAAACUUGCCCCAGCAUGCAUCGGGAUAUGCAUUAUAAAGCUAAAACCUGGACUCAAUAUUGAGCAGCUAUGAUUGAACUUCGGCAGGCAUCGGCAUUCUUAAUUUAACACUCCGUAUUAGCAGUUAUUAUAUUUUAGACGUAUAAGUAUUUUGUAAAUAUCUUUUGUACAGUCUUGUUAAUAGUGUAUUGCUUAACCGGUGAACAGAAAAUGUAUUUGUAAGUAGGCUAAUGUAAUUUAAAAACAUUUAUAACCAAAUUGUUCUAGAGCUGAACUAUCUAUAUAAACGGUAGGCUUAGAUAACUCUUUGAUAUAUUAUAAAUAUAUUCUAAUAAAAUGUUACUGUUAGUUAUAUCUUAGGACAAAUAUUUUCGGAUAGAUUAUUCAAACUGUGUCACGCUGUCAAUCAGUUAUUAGUACCUUAUAGGGUUAGCUUAGAAAUAAAUAAAUUAUUGAAAUGUAUUUAAACGGUUAUGUAUCCUUUACGAACAUAGCACGCAUUGAAUAGAAAGCUAAUUUAGUAUUAGUUAAUAACGGUCAUAUCACCUAACAUAUAUGGCAAUUUGACGAUUUGUUAUCAUGUCAUUGUUAAAAUAUGUAAUCGUAAACGGAUUAAUAUACCAUGUACUUAGAAUAAUAUUGAUUUAAUAAAAUUAUUGACCCAUACGUAACCGAUACAUAGAAGAUUGAAAUUAAAUCAUAUCAUUAUAAACGAACGAAAUUAAAAUGUAUGUAAAAUGGGUUUGAAAAUUUAUUAAAUAAAUUUAUUUACAUACUUAUAGUAUUGCUGUGAAGCAUAAUUACAGCUUUAAUAACGUAUUUAGAGAUUAAUAUGUAAAAUUUAACGUCAUAGCCAAUAUUUAUAACUUUAAUUUUGCUUCUGAGAAUGUAGAUAUCUAUGUUUUAUUUAAUUAAAUUGUACUUC
Molecule: messenger RNA, 2236 nt
Organism: Bicyclus anynana (squinting bush brown)
Lineage: Eukaryota; Metazoa; Arthropoda; Insecta; Lepidoptera; Nymphalidae
Gene: CARPB
Product: carbonic anhydrase-related protein 10
Exons: 11
Coding region: 409-1374 (321 amino acids)
Molecular function (GO): zinc ion binding; carbonate dehydratase activity
Source: RefSeq, a predicted model, not a curated record